UAAUACAUUCAUAGUCAUUGAUCUCUCGCUGUAUUGGUUUUCCAUACAGUUCGGUAUAUACACGUUCUUUAGCAAAUCACUUCCCACAUUUGAAGUAUGGUUAUUUCAUAUUGAUAGUUCACGAAGUGGGAUUUUCAGGGCGGGAAGAUGCCAAGCGAGAGUAAAGGAAUAAAAGAUGACUUGCGGCGACUCAAACGAGCGGUUCUCAGGAUAGUGUCCGAUGUAUGGUUUCUUAACAGAAUAUCUCAGUUCUGUUUCGCCAUUGGACUAAGUGGUGUUGGCGGAAUUGGAGUAAUAUUUGCGAUACCAUACCUUUAUGAAAAUUAUAGUGACAAUGUGAUAUUUUACGUGCGUUUGCUUGGUUGUUUCCUAGCAAUGGAAAUGAUAGUAAACUGGUUGUGCAUUAGAUAUGUGGACACUAGCUAUAACCCGUUCCGUGACGGUAUCAUGCCGGACGGGGUUUUAAUGGGUCAGAAUAUAAGUCGUCUUGAUAAAGCAGACGAAAAUCAGAACAAUGGAAUAAUCAAUAACCACGGGAGGAAGGAUGCAACAGCUAUAGAUAUGGGCAACAAUGGAAGUCUUAUGUAUGUUGCUUCUGAGAUGCCAACAUCCGCAGAAGAGCCGCCUAAAAGAACUGCUUAUCCAUAUUUCUCAUGGACACCAUGUUUACGUUGCAAUAGACCACGUCCACCUAGAUGUCACCACUGUCCCAUGUGUAACACGUGCGUUUUGAAGCGAGACCAUCAUUGCUUUGUGUCCGGAGCUUGUAUAGGUUAUAGAAAUAUGCGACAUUUUACAGUAUUUUUAUUCUGGGGUGCAGUGGCCACAACUUUUGCUACGUUACAUGCGCUACCUUACUAUUAUUAUGACGUGCUACCUUACACGAGUUACUUUGACUUCAUAUUUCCGAUCGCAGUUACACGUGCAAUGUUUGGUUAUAUAGACAUGAAGCACGCAAUAUUCAUCGUGCUAGGCUGGAUUCUGUUAGCAUUUUUGAUGUGGGCGAUUUCUUUUCUUCAAGUAGUUGCGGAAUUAAUAAAUACUGGAAAAACAACAUUUGAAAAUGGAUACAAAAUGGAAUUAACUGACACAAGGGGAAUAUUUGGUAAAUUAAGAUCUGUGUUCGGAAAUUACUGGAUAUUAAACUUUAUUAUCCCGUUACAUUAUGUGUUCGAGCCUGUCGACGAUCCAGUAAAAUGGCCGUAUAUAAAGGCGUAGACAAUAACCGUCAUGAAUACAAACGCGCUAACAAUCAUAUCAAAAGAAAAUGGAGU
This is a messenger RNA of Ruditapes philippinarum (Manila clam), 1274 nucleotides long. Its product is annotated as palmitoyltransferase ZDHHC16A-like. Gene Ontology annotation, molecular function: protein-cysteine S-palmitoyltransferase activity. The coding region runs from base 148 to 1218 and encodes 356 amino acids. NCBI's taxonomy places the organism in Eukaryota, Metazoa, Mollusca, Bivalvia, Venerida, Veneridae. The transcript is spliced from 2 exons. The record is from RefSeq and is a predicted model, not a curated record. Gene Ontology annotation, cellular component: endoplasmic reticulum; Golgi apparatus. Gene Ontology annotation, biological process: protein targeting to membrane; peptidyl-L-cysteine S-palmitoylation.